AUGGAAGGAGAAAGUAACAACAACAAAGACAACAGUUCAGAGCCAGUCUCGUAUGAAAAUGAAGAACAAACAAGCAACCAUCAAGUCUCUGAGGAUCAUCAAAUUCAAAAUCAACAAUCUGAAACAAGUGUGGCCCAUUGGAAUUCUAUACCAAAACUACCUUAUAGUAACUAUGUUGAGUAUCUCUCUGAAUCUUCAACUUAUCUUCCAACAACCGAGUAUAAUUUGGUUGGGAACAAUUAUCAAACACUUGGUGGCACAACCAGCUUCAAUGAUCAAGGAAAAGCUUUUGGUUUUAAACCGACUGGUUCUUCAAGUACUGACCAUGGUAUCAUGAAGCGUAUUGGGUUUUGGAGAAAUAAUGAAGAAGAAGAAGAUGCAGUUAAAGAUGAGGGUGAUGCAACAUGGCAAACUGAUUCAGUUGGAGAUAAGCAUAGUGCUUCAAGAUUUGAUCCAAUGGGAAUGGUUGGUGACGGUUCACCUUUUUUACUUCCAAUUCCAAAAUCAGGAAGCAGCUCCACAAGACAGAAAAGUGAGAAAUCGCGUUGCAGCGACCGUCAUCGCAGGCAACGUAUCGCUGAUAACCUCAAAGCCUUACAUGAAUUGCUUCCAAAUCAAGAAGGGGGUUGUCAAGCCCAAGCUUACAUACUGGACGACAUCAUCGACUAUGUUAAAUACUUGCAGAAUCAACUAAAGGAACUAAGUGGAAGUAAACUGCAAAGUGACUCAAAUGCUAUACCACUAGUUUAUCAUGAGGGUUAUGGGCAUUAUAUAAAGGAUCAAAUGCUGAAUGAGCCUCUUGAAGAGAUAAUGGGGAAACUAGUUGAAGAAAAUUCAGCAGCAACAAGUCAGCUACUUGAAAGCAAAGGUCUUAUUCUACUUCCUAUUGCUCUGGUUGAAGAAUUGAACCAAGCUAUGCAAUUGUUGAACCAAGAUAGCUAG
Vicia faba (fava bean) is the source of this 942-nucleotide messenger RNA. The record is from the annotation of a GenBank genome assembly. NCBI's taxonomy places the organism in Eukaryota, Viridiplantae, Streptophyta, Magnoliopsida, Fabales, Fabaceae.